CAAUUGUCACUCCAUUUGUUGGUAAGUCAUGAAGAUUUCAGUGCGAGUUCGGGGCGAAUGGUUUGCCGUUCCCUGCGUUCAAACGGACAGUCAGACUAUCCGUUGGUUGAGUGAAGAGGCACUCAAGAGGUAUUUGAAACUAAAGCCGUCCAGUCAUGUGCCCAAUGUUUCGCCUCUGGAAACUGUAUAUGAAAUCCGUAAGACAAAAGGUGGUGCUAUACUAGAUCCAGAUGACCUCAUCACUAAUGUUCUGGAUGACAAUGACUUUGUAUCCGUUGUACUGCACAGCGAUAAGGCCAGUCCUAUCACAGGACCAGUUGAAAUACACUAUAUUCCGGAACAGGUUUCUGGAAAGUAUAAACCCCCGGAUCAGUAUUUAUCACUCGAUGGCAAUAGUUUAGGGGCCGAUGACUUGAUUAGACUGGGGAAUGGACUCUUCAGAAUCAGGUUGACGAGUGAGGCCGAGGAGAAGGUUAGAAAGGGAAGGGAGUUAUUGGAGGAGAUUCUGGACGAGAAUAAAGUGGUCUAUGGGGUGAACACUGGGUUUGGAAAGUUUGCCACAACUAUCAUAAGCCGAGAAGAUUUGAGAGACCUUCAGCUCAAUUUGAUUCGAAGCCAUUCCGCUGGAGUGGGAAAACCACUUUCACCCAAACGCACGCGAAUGCUGUUAGCGCUCAGAAUCAAUGUCUUAGCGAAAGGCUAUUCGGGUAUCUCUUUGGAGACAUUACUCCAAUUGAUUGAUGCCUUCAACGCCUCGUGUCUAUCAUGGGUUCCCGAGAAGGGAACGGUUGGAGCAUCGGGUGAUUUGGCACCACUUUCACACUUAGCUCUGGGAAUGAUAGGUGAGGGCAAGAUGUGGUCCCCUGAGAGCGGUUGGGGUGAAGCCAAGUAUGUCCUCGAAUCACAUCAUCUCAAACCUCUUCAGUUAAAACCAAAGGAGGCUUUGGCUCUAAUAAACGGCACGCAAUUGAUUACAUCGUUGGGCGCCGACGCCAUUGAGAAGGCGGCAGCCAUUGCACGUCAGGCCGAUAUCGUGGCCGCUAUGACACUGGAGGUGCUUAAGGGAACGACCCGAGCGUUUGACCCCGAAAUUCAUAAGAUAAGACCCCAUAGGGGACAGAAUCUGGUGGCCCGCAGAAUACGGUCUGUCCUCAACUCAGAGUUAUAUCCGUCAGAAAUAGCAGAAUCGCACCGAUUCUGUAACCGUGUUCAGGACGCCUAUACCAUCAGGUGUUGCCCUCAGGUUCACGGCAUAGUCCACGACACCAUUGAUUUUGUCAAAGGAAUCAUUAAUACGGAGAUGAAUUCGGCGACCGAUAAUCCAUUGGUGUUCACAGAUAUGGCUGAAAUCAUAUCCGGCGGUAAUUUUCACGGCGAAUACCCGGCAAAAGCGUUGGACUAUUUGGCGAUUGGUGUCCACGAGUUGGGAUCAAUGAGUGAGAGACGAGUGGAAAGACUGGUAAAUCCCGCGCAGAGCGGACUGCCGGCCUUUUUGGUUAAUAACGGUGGUCUCAACUCAGGCUUUAUGAUCGCUCACUGCACCGCUGCUGCUCUCGUAUCUGAGAAUAAGGUGUUAUGCCAUCCGGCCUCAGUGGACUCACUGUCCACAUCAGCCGGAACUGAAGAUCACGUAUCGAUGGGAGGCUUCGCCGCCCGAAAGGUCUUACAAGUAAUAGAAAACGUGGAGAAAAUCAUAGCCAUUGAGUUGUUGGCCGCCUGUCAGGCCAUCGAAUUCCUCAGACCAUUGCGGACCACAUCUCCUUUGGAAUCCAUCUACGAUUUGGUCCGGACUUGCGUUAAACCUUGGGAUAAGGAUCGCAUUAUGUAUCCAGAUAUCGAUGCCGUCACAGAUCUGUUGGUCGAAGAAAAGGUCUGGAAUACUGUUAAGCCAUUUAUUUUGCAAUACUUCGCCGACAAGAGGGCUGCUACCCGUCCCUCAUCGCCGACCACUACUGUCCUUCGCAAGAGAUCCCGGACUGAAGUCAACAACAAUGUUGACAUCGAGUGAAGGAUUCGUUGAUUUUGAAUAUAAUAUUAAUAAAUAAUAUUUUCGAUUAUUUUCGGAUUUUAAAAUCAUAUGAUAUACAGAGUAUUAUUCGAGAUUUUAUGACUUUUCUCGCAAUUUUAAUACUUAUUUACGUAAUUUUGAUCAUAAAAUCCUUGAAUUGCAGCCAAUUUGAUGGAAACGC
Messenger RNA from Oppiella nova, 2189 nucleotides. Lineage: Eukaryota; Metazoa; Arthropoda; Arachnida; Sarcoptiformes; Oppiidae. The record is from the annotation of a GenBank genome assembly.